This is a messenger RNA of Hydatigera taeniaeformis, 3913 nucleotides long. NCBI's taxonomy places the organism in Eukaryota, Metazoa, Platyhelminthes, Cestoda, Cyclophyllidea, Taeniidae. The record is from the annotation of a GenBank genome assembly.
AAAAGGUGAGGAUGGAAGGCCAGACAUUCUCAAAAUUCACUCUAACUCCAUCACCGUACUCAACGCCAGAGCUCAACCAUCUUUUAUGGUAGGCGGCUCACCACGUCAGUGCAAUUUCGACUACAUCUUCAAUCCAAAAGACUCCUUUUUGGAAAGUCAAAAAGAGAUUUUUAAGUGUAUUGGCUUAAAGGCUGUUGAGGAGUGUCUGGACGGAUUUAACUGUAGCAUUUUUGCCUACGGCAUGACGGGAACAGGAAAGACGUAUACAAUUUUCGGCACUAAGGCCCUAUUUGAAUCUGCUCUUUGUAGAAUGCCAAACGAUACGUUUUUGGAGAUAAGCUUUUUCGAAAUCUACAACGAACACGUUUACGACCUCUUAGUGCAAACCCCAGAAGACGAGACUGCAAAGGUGUCCUUACGAGUUCGUGAGCACCCAGAAGAUGGACCCUACGUGGAGAACCUCUCAAAGCAUGCUGUAUCGCAUUUGGAUGACGUUCAACGCCUCAUUGACAGUGGAACAGCCUUGAGGGCCACAACUGAAACAGUGGCAAACUCCAAGAGCAGUCGAAGUCAUUCCAUUUUUACAAUUUACAUUAAUCAGAAUGUCAAAAGCAGCUCGGGCAUCUCAUCACUGCAGUCAAAAUUGCACCUCAUUGAUCUCGCUGGCAGUGAAAAAGUACGACACGCGUUGGGUCCUUGCUACCUCUCCGAGACAAAAAGUAUUAACAAGUCGCUCUGCACUCUAAGUCUCGUCAUUCGCAAAUUAGGUAAGCCUUCUCGAAUAAUCGGGGCGACAGCAACUUAUCGAGACUUUCCAGUCGGCAUUGGAGACGAAAAAACCAAUGUUGGGCACCCCAAUUGGCCACCGAACGAAUUGCCAUCGCUGCGCGACUGCAAUAAGGGAAGGUGUAAAACGGAAAUUGUCCACAUGAUUCCCAGUGGUGUCGCUUUAGGUGUUCACACCUUGUCAGUGAAGUACGAAGAUGAAGUGACUAUCAAGCACAGACGUCUUUCUUGCCUCUUGCAUCGUACAGUCUUUGGAGAUUUUCCCGCCCGACGCCUCUUCUCGUCAUUCACACCGCAAACGCUUAUUACUGGUCCUCCAGCGGUACUUUAUUUCAUCCAAUAUUUAUUCCCUCACUUUUUUUGCUCCUCCUUAGCUGAGAUGGCCAGAGAGGAGGCUCCAAGCGCUCCGCAUUCCUCCCUAAGUAGUCCGACCCCAUUUAAUCACCUCCUCAUGCAAUUACCGAGGCAACAGAAAGUUCACAUUCCCUACAGAGACUCCAAAUUGACAUGGCUUCUACGCGACUCCCUUGGCGGCAACUCCAAAACGGCUGUCGUGAUUACUGUAUCUUCGUCUGAACUGUGUCUGCAUGAGACGCUACACUCCCUUCGUUUUGCUCGAAGAAUUAAAAUGAUCAAAAAUCAUCCAAUCAGGAAUCAGGCCUCCAACAGAGGUGAUUCCAAUCCCCUAUUGGUGGAAAUCAAUCGUCUAAAGGAUGAAAUCGACGGGUGGAGAAAGCUGCCUCUACAACGUGGUGGCCUUCAUUUGCAACUGCAUCGACACAAAGGACUGCAGACCUCUCUUGACGAUAUUCUGAGCACGUUAGAGUGGUUUUGGACUCGUGAUUUUUCAAAGAGAAUCCAUUCUACGGGCUCUUCAACCAACCUGCUCUCAACAGACUCUUUGGACAUUCUUCUUCCUUUACAAAUGGACGAGGAGAUUCAGCAAUUCAAACACAGCACGGGUAGCAACCCUUACGUUCCUGAGUUCAUUCCACUACCUUCAAUUAAAUCUCCGGUCUCCAUGCUUAAUCUAAAAGCCGAAAAAGCUCUAAACUCUCUAAACAUCGCAACAGCAAACGAAAAGUGUCCGGAACCACAGCUCCAAGCCGUCGGCUUAAGAGUGGGGAGUUGGACGAACCUAAAACUAUUACAAACCCGCUAUCAAAUCAAACCAGGAGAUUCCACGGACUAUGACGAUGGCAGCAGUUUAUGGCGGCCUCAUGGAGUCCCGUCGCCAGAAAUGUCCCCAGACGUUGAAGCGGAGGCCCUAACAACAGUCACUUCUUUAAGAUCGUCGACAUCCAGUUCUGGGGUCCUGCAUGAGGAAAUUCACUCCCUGGGAAACUAUCGCGGUGACAAGCGUCGACUUUUGGGGAAAGGUGUAGGGAUGGGUAGAAUACCAACUGGAAGGUUUGAAUUUGGAUUUGAUGGCUGUAUGAGUGGAUGUGUUGCAUCUUGCCUUCCAGACGUUUCACCAAAGUGGACUCAAACCAAUAGCAAUGCAAAGAAACGUCCAUGGAAACGGACAACACAUGACAAUUGCAGUUUAACUGGAUACGAUAGGAGUCAAUCGAGCAAUGAAACACUCACUUUAUCACGUCAGGAGGAUUUAGUCUUUAAAAAUCGUCGUUCUGAAGGCAUCAAUUCAUGCAACGGUUUGGCUCGUAGCUCCUCAGUCUUUGUGGACACCGAUGAUGAUGGCUAUGAGCACACCGCGAUAUCACAACUUUUGCUACAAGUCACUGAUCUCUUAGCCAACACCACAAGGGAAGAUGUUGAUUUGAAACUUCAAUUCUCUCCCUACACUCGUCAAAGUUUGGAGGCCGAAUUGAAUCACCUUUCAGUGCACGAUCAAAUGCAAAGACUACCGACAUUGAAGGCCCUUCUACUACAAACCACUUCACCUCAAGCUCCACUUUCCACAAAUAGGGAGGAGCUUUGUCAAUUAGAAAGUGAACUUUUUGCAUUUCUUGCUAACAAUAAAGAUGAACAAGAAUUGGAUCCACUUGUAAAGUUGCAUCGAUGUCUCGCCUCAAGACGAAUUCAACCUCCAUACAAUCGAUUCCUUCAAUUGCAUCUGCAAUCACUCCUUCAACAUCCACAUGUUCAAGAGAGUGAAGAAAUGAAACAGGAGCUUUGUGACUUCCUUUGUCGUCUGGAAGCAUCACCACAAGGUGUAAAUCUCACCUCCAAAGAUGCCAACUUCCUUCUGGAGUUAGUAACAAUGACAAAUGCGUCUGUCUUUAGUGCUGUCUCCACGCCUCCGACCAUCUUUAGCCACCAAGAUUCACCACUCAUUGUGGCAGCCAUGAAAAUAGCUCACAUGAGUGUCAAAUUGCAGAAACUUGCAGAAGAGGGUCAAAUUGCCUCCGAUGUGCAAAGAAGCGUCCUCAAAGAGGCACAAAGUCUUGUGAGUGUUGGCGAAACCUCGUCCUGUCCAUCAGUUCAAUUCUACACCAAAGUUAUUCCACACUGUGAUCAACUUCAACUAACACAUCUUCUCACCGAUCUACUGAAAGCAUCAAACUCCACUCCCACCUAUCAAAUAUCCACAAAACAGGCAAAAGACUUGUCCACUCUUUCCACUCGAUUGGGUGAAGUGGCAUUAAUGUGUGCAAAAUUUAAAGUUGCCAAAACGCAUCACCUUGUCAAGAAUAGAUUUCGUCUAUCAUCAACCAACUUUCAGAGAGUUUGUGUUAUCAGUAAGGAGCAUCAUCAACUCAUUAAAGACGCCCUCCUCCUUGUCACUGCAGCAGGAAUUGCAAAAUCCCUCGAAGUGGAGCCAUUGUUGCACCUCCUGGAUGGAGAUGCGGAUGUGGAAUUGGGAGAGGAGGAUGCAGCCUAUCUGGAGCACCUACUAACAAGUGCAAUCGACUUUCGUGCCUCCAGUAGCAUUCCAUGGCAACAGCUUGACAAGUCAAGUCGAACACCACCAACAUCCAAUGCCAGAGAAGACUUUAUUUUGCCUAUGGACUCGUCUGUUGUUGGGAAUCCUUUUGCUUUAGCUCAAACUCCCGAACCACUUGGCACUGUUGACACAACAAUUAGUGAAUUUUUUAAUCAAAAAAAUGAGAAUGCCUAUGAGAAUGAGAGUUUAAUCAAACCAACUGAAGGUGACUCCCCAUUG